Pseudovirgaria hyperparasitica is the source of this 1965-nucleotide messenger RNA. Its product is annotated as CLPTM1 domain protein. The transcript has 2 exons. The record is from RefSeq and is a predicted model, not a curated record. Gene Ontology annotation, cellular component: endomembrane system; membrane. NCBI's taxonomy places the organism in Eukaryota, Fungi, Ascomycota, Dothideomycetes, Acrospermales, Acrospermaceae. The coding region runs from base 1 to 1965 and encodes 654 amino acids.
AUGCCGCCACAGCAGCAGCAGCAGCAAGCGGGUGCGCAGCGUGAGGAGGGUGGGAGCUGGUACCAAGGGAUCAUCAGGAAUAUCGGCAUCUUUCUCCUCAUCCAGCUCGGUAUAAGAUACUUCGUCGGAGGCGGAGGCCAGACGACCACUGCUCCGGCUACACCAGGUGCAAAGCCUGGUGCCAUCACGACAUGGGAAGACCGCCCGCUGGAGCAGCGUCUUGACAAUUACAGCCCUAUACCGAAUAUGAUCACGCCGAUAUGGCAGGCUGGAAUACCGCUCGAUAUCGACAUAUACAUCUCCCCGUCGAUUGUCAUGACCCCGUUGAAGAACAUGCCGAGAGGGUCCUUGAUCAUGCAAGAGAGAGAAUUUGGAUACGGCAACUACAGUGAUACGCGUACUCUCGAUACUACCUUUGACGUGCCCAAGGAGGUUCAGAAUAAUGGUACUCUCUUCGCGCACUUCUACAUUGCAAAGUCUGGCUCGCCUCUCGAUCCCUCGGCCGCAGACUAUAGCUUCGCGAAUGCAUACAAUUUUGUCUGGCCCCUGACACAGAUGCUGCCAAAGAAAAAGGUCAGGAAGACUCGCAGCCUGCUGUCUGGCAGUAAUGAGACCUCCGAAGAGACCCCCGAAGAAAAGACUGCACCACCGACAUAUGCUUCAUACUAUCACCCCAACUUCACCAUGUCCUUUAUUCCAGACUCAGGCACUCAGUCAUUCACAGCAAUGCACCCCGCCGUCCGAGGAUUCAUUCAACAGGAGAGGUCCGGUCAGCGGGAUGCCAGUGGGCAGAACGGAUGGUAUUACCCAAUUCUGUUUGUCAAUACUUUCUGGCAGUUGCGCGACCAUAUGACCGAGCUUAAUUCUACCGUGACGACUCUUCCGCUUCACAUUGACCUUCAAAACCAGCGUAACUGGAUCUUUUCAAUCAUGGCCUCUAUCGAUGCUGGCAUGAAGCAGACCCAGGCGAAGUCUGCGGCCGGCCAGACUCCUGCUACUGGAGACGGUUCCGAGUUUGAGGAGUUCAAGCGCAUCCUGCUUGACAGUAACAUCUAUCUCCUGGCUACAACGGGUAUCGUCAGUAUCUUCCACAUGAUUUUUGAGAUGCUUGCAUUCAAGAGUGACGUGUCACAUUGGCGCAACAAGAAAGACAAUGUUGGUACAUCCUUCAGAACCAUUCUCGCCAAUGUAUUCAUGCAAACUGUUAUUUUCUUGUACCUCAUGGACAAUAAUGAGAACACCUCCUGGAUGAUCUUGUUCGGUCAAGGUAUGGGCAUUGCCAUCGAAGCCUGGAAGAUCACAAAGACCGUCAAUGUCCGAAUACGCCCAACACCAGACAGCCUUAUCCCCUACUCGAUUGUCUUCGAAAACAAGCACAAGCUCUCCGAGACGGAGAAGAAGACGCAAGAAUACGAUGAAAUCGCAUUCAAAUAUCUCUACAUCAUCGCCGUUCCACUCCUUCUCGCCUACGCUGGCUACUCGCUCGUCUACGACACGCACAAGUCAUGGUACUCGUUCAUCAUCGCCACCCUCGUUGGCAGCGUCUAUGCGUACGGCUUCCUCAUGAUGGUGCCCUCGCUGUACAUCAACUACCGCCUCAAGUCCGUUGCGCACAUGCCCGCCCGCGCCAUGACGUACAAGUUUCUCAACACCUUCAUCGACGACCUGUUUGCUUUUACCAUCAAAAUGCCGACGCUGCACCGCCUCGCGACACUCCGCGACGACGUCAUCUUCUUUGUGUACUUGUACCAAUCGUGGAAGUACAAGGUUGAUUAUACGCGCGUCAACGAGUUUGGGCAGGGUGGUGAUGAGGAGGACGAGGAGGAGAAGAAGGCGGCAAAACCGCUUGUUGCGAGCCCGAAUGCGGACAGCACGACGGAGAUCAAGGGGGAGGUUAGCAGUAUGCGCGAGGGCGAGGCUGUGGCCACGGGCAAGGCGAAGGGGGAUGCAAAGCGGCGCAAGUGA